This is a messenger RNA of Prorocentrum cordatum, 561 nucleotides long. Lineage: Eukaryota; Dinophyceae; Prorocentrales; Prorocentraceae. The record is from the annotation of a GenBank genome assembly.
AUGCACGACAUCCAGGCCGCCAUGAAGAGACUGCCCCCAUCGUGGGCGACGGCGUGGAUGAGGACGCUGUCCUUUUCAUGGCUCACAUCCUACCGCAUCGCCUACCCGAGCGGCAGGCGCCAGUGCAUCUUCGGCUGUGCCAACGGCCACGACAAGAUGCGCCACUACCUGAUCUGCGCGCCGCUGGCGCAGGCAGUGGGUCGGGCGUGCGGCGCGCCCCCCCUCUCCACCGAGUUCGCGAAGCUCGGCCUCACCGACCAGUCCAACGAGAGCGUGGAGUCCAUCGCGGUCGCCUGCCUCGCGUACCACGCGCUCAGGCAGGAGAACCACGUCUCGGCGGAGGCCACCCUGACGGCCGCCAGGGCGGCGUUGAGGGCCACGAGGACCAUGAAGAAGCCGCCGCCCGAGACGGACAACCACCUGCACCUGAUCGGCAUCGUGAGGGAGAUGCUGACGGACGUCAUACACUUCGGCUCCGUGGAGCCGCCGCUGAUCACGAUCAGCUUCCAGAACACGUUCGAGGAGAUGUUUUGCAUCCUCCUCCAGGCGCGCUACCUGUGA